GUGCAAUAGGUAUACCACUCUAACAUUCAGCAACACAAGAAGAUCACUUACUGCAGGCCUGGGAAAGUGUGGCUGAUGUGAUAUCCCCCCCCCCUCUUCAUCUGUGAGCUCUUCGCCCCUCAACUUUACUCGUGUGUUUUCGUCACGUUUGGUUUGCUUAUAAGCAGGCAAGUGGGGCAGUGUCUCUUCGACUUUCUUUUCGAAAUGUUCUCUGUGUCUUGACAAUUUCUGCAAUUCGAUUGCAAUCUGCCCUACAGAGAAACGAUUUGAUUCCGAGCGACUCGUUCUACACAGAAUUACGUUGAGUAGGUUUAAUGUACCAGUACUUCAUUGAAGUAAAUGUACUUUCGGGAACUUACGUUGACUAGAAGAAAGAUGCUAAGAGCGAAGUCUGGAAUUUUUGGAUAUCGAAAUUGUGACACAAUUAAAAAAUUUCGGUGUAUGUUUCUGUAACCUGCAAACUUCCUCUUGAAUAUAUUUUUAACGUUUUCAAGAAUAAUUUUCGUUGGAUUAUAAAACAAAAUUAUGUCCAACUCUAUACACUUAUAGACUUUGAAAAGGCUGUGAAACUCAUCAGACUUCGCCAAUAAUGGAAAACUGAAUCGUUCAGCUCAUCUUCAAUUGCCUUAUUAUCCUAUUUUACUUCUAUAGUAAAAAAUUUGAAACGUUAUAUUCUAUGUGAAAAAAAAAAACGAAUUAGCAUUUUCCUCCACACAACCUCCGCGUUUCAUAAUGUAAAAGUAGUUCCCAUAUUCUACAUCAACUUCUUCAAAAUGUUGUUUAAAUUUUCGAUGUGAUAGCUAUUUCCUCAGUGUAUUAUAUUCGCAAUUUUCGUUAGAUCUUUCAUUCCAGACAACAACCUGAUUUUUCCCACAUGGUGCUUCCUGAUGAAUAACGCAAAAAAAUUAAACUAUUCAAUCUUUUCUUAACUGGCCGACGAAACCGUUCUCACUACCAACCACAUCAUGUUUGUGUACCAUCGGCAAAGAUUGCAGGGCACUUUUUAACACCUUUAGUUUGAAAAAAAAAAUAGUAGUUUACUAAGAUCUGUUCGAUCAGUUAUCUCGCCCACACACAAAAAAAUAACACCAGCGGUUGAAAUUAAAUUGUUAUUUUUUUUAUGCUAUGUCGCAUAUGAACUCACAAUGUUAUAUGGCAAUGGCAAAGCAGCUGUUUUAAAAUGUAUAGGAGCAUCAUCGAAAAUAAUCGGUUUUUCCAUUUUUAUUGCAGAUUGGUUCACAACUAGGCCAUCGUUGAAGAGUUUCUCAUUUUUUGUUAAUUUUAAGCAUGUGAUGCAGCUUAACUCUUUCCUUUAAGAUUUAAUGGUCCAGAAAACUUUUGUACCUCUUUCUGUAAGUUAUCGCCAUGAGAGUAACGCCUGUGUAUUGCUUCAAGGAGCGAAGAGAAAUGGUAAGCAAGACUACUACCUUUGUUUUGACUCAAGCAUUUUGUACAUAUUAAACACUGAGGUUUUGCAUCGGAAUUGUGUACAGAAAAGUACUUAAUCUCCAACUCCUUCUGAAAAACAGCCUUUUCAGUUUCUUUCUUUUCACUUUUUAAGGAGCUGUAAUAGAAAAAUAGCCAUAGAAAUAACUACAGUCAAAACUAGAAUGAUAGCCACAGUAAUAAACACAAUGAUAACUUGAACGCCCGAGAAAGUUGGAGAAAGAAGAGCUCACUGGUGUUAGGGGGCGGGUAUAUCACGUGAGCCACACUUUGCCAGAGGAUGUCACCAGAGAACUAACCACAGUACAGCCGGCUAUGAAACAUUUGAAGUUCAAAUGGACAUUACUAUUUUCGUAAAUCUGUUGCUCUGGAAAGAACAUUUUGGAUGAAGGCAACGUACUCCUAUAAAGCAUAGCAGAUUUCACAUCCAAUGGUCUGGAUUGCGUCGAAGUUUUCUAUACAUUUGCUAUGCGACAAUAUAUUUUGAACUGGAAAUGACUCAAUUCCUUUUAAUUAUGCUUCGUAGCGUGGAACGUUAUAACACAUCUUUUGUCAGUGAAGAAAACUCGUUUUGUGACUGCGCCAUUCCUUGAUAAGGGAGAUUAAUCAUUAGAGACAGUGAUGAAAGCGCGUGAAUUACGCACCUAGAUAGCGAAUCCUUCAGAACUUUAAUUGAUGUGACAUUCCUGGCUGCUGUAAGAUUCAGAUAUUUCCUAUUCUUAUUUAUUAUUUGGUUGUAGUCGGCGUUGUUUUCAGCCUUCACAGAUUAAAAAUAGUGAAAAAUUGGAAAAGGUAAUUUUCGACCUUCGUGGAGAGCAUACAUUUGUAAAUUUCUCUUCAGAUUUGAAUUGGUACACGUAUUCAAUUGGAUUACGACAUACAAUUGAAAGGUCUAUCAUCUUCGCCAACGCAAACGAAAUUCAAACAGAGGAGAGCGUCUGUGACGUCACAGGUCACGUGUUCCGUACGGAGUGAUAAGUUCGGUACCAGUGAGCUUGUACUCCUUUGCUUGGUGUGGCCAUAUUAGCGUGGCGUAGUUGGGCGUUGCUGUCGGUGUACUUUGUGUUUUUAGUUGUUGAUCCGCUUAAACAUGGCUACGAAGUCUGUAAAGCGGACCACUAUAACUUCUACUGCAUCUUCUUCGAUCUCAUCACCUCAACCUGGCACUUCUACUCCUACACCGGGGUCGGGCAGGCCGGGUAGUCCCUUAAGCCCGACCCGGUACAGCCGUUUGCAGGAAAAGGCAGAUCUCCAAAAUCUCAAUGAUCGGCUGGCAACUUACAUUGAUCGCGUGCGGCAGCUAGAGCAAGAAAAUAGCCUACUAACACGAGAGAUACAGAGUAGUCAGGAAACUGUCACAAGAGAAGUUAAGAACUUAAAAUCAAUCUAUGAGCAAGAGUUGGCCGAAGCCAGGAAGAUGCUGGAUGAAACUGCAAGAGACAGGGCAAGACUCGAGAUAGAAGUAAAACGGCUGAAGGAUGACAACGAUGGCUUGAAAACCCAGUUAGAUCGCAAGUCGAAAGCAUUGGCGGCUGCUGAGAAGAAUCUACAACUCAAUGAUAUGAGACUUAAUGACUUGUCCAACAAGUACAAGCAGGCCGAAAAUGAACGGCUGAAAGCUGUUGAAGAACUGAGGGAACUACAGAAAGAAUGUGAAGCUCUCCGUAAGCAAAUUGAAGAACACCGCAAACAUCUGGCGGAUGAAACAUUACUAAGAGUUGAUGCCGAGAAUGCAUUGCAAACAUUGAAGGAACAACUUCAGUUCAAGGAGCAGGUAUUCGAUCAAGAAUUAUCGGAAGUGAGAACACGGCGUCAGAUUGAAAUAAGUGAAAUUGAUGGAAGACUCACACAGCAAUAUGAAGCUAAGCUUCAACAGUCUUUACAAGAACUAAGAGACCAGUAUGAGCAACAGAUGAAGCAGAAUCGUGACGAGAUUGAAAGUCUGUAUGAGAGCAAGGUUAAGAGUCUACAGAAUCAACUGCAACGCAACAGUGAUGCUUCGUUGAUGGCCGUAGAUGAGCUCAGGCAGUCGCGCACAAGAAUUGAGGGCCUCAAUGGCAGGAUUGCUGAACUGGAGUCGGCUAAUGCAUCUCUUCUGAGACGUUUGCAUGAGCUUGAGAAACUGUUGGAUGACGAGAGACUUAAGUUUCAACUUGACCGUGAUGCAUUGGAAAAGGAACUACAAGCCUUGCGUGAUGAAAUGGCAAAUCAGUUGCAAGAAUAUCAAGACCUCAUGGACAUCAGAGUUGCUUUAGAUCUGGAGAUAGCUGCAUACAGGAAAUUAUUGGAAUCGGAAGAACAGAGAUUGAACAUAAGCCCAGGGCAGUCUCCUGCUUCUCCAGGGCGCGUGUCGAGAAGCACCCCACUGCGCAGAACUCCUGUGAGGGCACAAAAGCGCAAGCGCACUAUGCUGGAAGAAUCUGAGGAAGCCAGUCUUUCAGACUAUAAAGUUAAGAGCAGUGCAAAAGGUGAAGUGCACAUCACUGAAGUCUGCCCAGAUGGCAGAUUUGUCAGACUUCAGAAUAAAAGUGGAAAGGAAGUGAAUUUGAGUGGCUGGCAACUGAUAAGACGUGCAGGUGAUAAUGAAACAGUUUUCAAAUUUCACCGUAGUGUUAAAAUUGAGGGUGGUGCUACCAUCACUGUGUGGUCAUCAGAUGUAGGGCAGACACAUGAGCCACCGAAUAAUAUUGUGAUGAAAGGACAGAAGUGGUUUGUUGGGGAAAGUAUGACUACUACACUUUUGAACAACCAAGGAGAGGAAAUGGCAGUCAGUGAGCGCAAACGCCAAAUAUUGACCAGUUCAUCAUCCCAUCACAGAGAAAUCUCUUCUGGUUAUGGUCACCAUAGAACUUUUGAUAGUGAAGAACUAUAUCACCAGCAGGGUGAUCCGCAAGGAGAAGAUAGAUGCCGGAUAAUGUGAAGAUGGGAGCUGUGAAUGUCUAAAUUUAGAUAGAUCCCAUGAGAGAUGGAAAAUACCCUGCAAGAAGGGUGCAUUAGGUCUCUAAUUUUAUUUGGGAAAAAGGAAAUGUUUAUAAAAUGUAUGAAUUAAUGGUUGGUGCUCUAGGGAUGUUUGGACUGACCUGGAUAAGCUUUUUUGUUGUGUGGGCUCUUGUGGUAAAGUAUAUGGGAGUGUGCUGGUGCCCAUGAUAGUCUGUGACUCCUUUAUGCCGGGUGUUCACACAAGUACAAAAUACUGUGCAUCAUCAUUCAUUUUCAUGAUAGUGCUGUCAAUACGUUUUUGAUGUUUUUUGUGUGUGUAGCAUAGAUUUUGUAUUGAAAUUGGAACAUAUUUAUAAGCAUUUGACUCAUAAGUAUCUUCAUUCCCCAUGGGAUAAUUUAUUAUUCACCACAGAAACUGUGCUGAUUACUUAUACUUCUGUAAUUUAUUUGCAUUGUUCCUUGCCCAGUAAUUUAAUGAUAGGGAACUUAUUUUUGUACUGACUUAAAUACUGUAGGCCUCCCUUAGGCUCUGUGAAUUGACAGUGGCUCAAGCUCAGUAUGAUGAUUUGAGCCGCCCUGCAGGCAGUCCAUAUCAUCCCCCCAUAUUUCCUUCAAAGUGUAUAACAUCACCUAAACUUUCCAGUUACAUUUCAUUUUAAUAUUUUAUUGUACUCAUUCUCAUUUCAUAUAACUUUGUUGUUAAUAUUUGUAGAACUUUUCUGAAAGUUUAUACUUUUAAGAGUGAAGAUCAAAGUGCAAGUGAAGUUUUCAUCUUUCAGCAUAUUUUAGUCACUUUGAUAAUAGACUACUUUUAAUGGUUUUUGAAUGUGCAGAAAACAUUGAAUUGAUGGUCAAUACUUUACAAAAAGACGCUUCAGUUGUGCUGUACUAUUUGUAUACAUCCAUAACUUUUGUGUUUGGAUAAUAUUGUUUUGGAAAAGAUUUUAUCUCUAAAUAUCAAACAUUCCCUUGCACUUAUUAUAAUAAGAAUAUUAUAGUAUAAUGACACUUCUAUCUGCCUGAAAUGCUUCAUGGGGAUGGAAUUGUGAUAAGAGAUAAUUAUUUGCAAACUUGAAAUGUUAACAAAGCCACAAUAUUCUUUAUACUAACAAUAUUUAACAGAUGCACGUUAAGGUGGAUUUAUAAUAAAAAUAAAACUAUCACACCAA
Molecule: messenger RNA, 5555 nt
Organism: Schistocerca gregaria
Lineage: Eukaryota; Metazoa; Arthropoda; Insecta; Orthoptera; Acrididae
Product: lamin Dm0-like
Exons: 11
Coding region: 2537-4366 (609 amino acids)
Source: RefSeq, a predicted model, not a curated record